This is a messenger RNA of Cydia splendana, 1075 nucleotides long. RefSeq names its product ER membrane protein complex subunit 8-like (gene EMC8-9). The transcript is spliced from 2 exons. The record is from RefSeq and is a predicted model, not a curated record. Bases 30 to 302 code for a protein of 90 amino acids. Gene Ontology annotation, cellular component: EMC complex. Lineage: Eukaryota; Metazoa; Arthropoda; Insecta; Lepidoptera; Tortricidae.
UUGAACCUUUUCAGGUGGACAACAGGAAAAUGGUGCAGCACUUGGACACCCCGGCUAUCAAGCUUCACAAGUAUGUUGAGGGAAAGUGGAAACUCAAGGAUGCCACCAAAGUGCUGUUCCAAACCCCGUACGUGCUGGAGACGGUGUCCCAGCUGCUCCAGAGCGAGGUGCAGCGCGCGCUCGUCGACUUCGACAACUACCUGGACGACGUCACGCAGGACUGGACGAACCUCGGCAUUGAGAAGCUGGUCGCUAGUAUCGACGCGAGCAAUGACGACUGUAAGGACAAGGACUAUCGGUAGAAACGGAUAGCUUAGCAUUUUGAUACAAUGAUAGUGUGUCCGAGUAGGAUUUCGUACACGAGUAGAUUUUCAAGUGAUAAGUAAAUGUAUCUACCAACGAAAUUCUGACUUUGCAUCAGUUAGGAAAAUUGAUAGCUAAUACAGGUUUUCUUAUUAUAAAUUUCGAAGUUAAAAAUUACUAAUUUUUAAAUUUUUCAGUAGCCUAUAAUACGGUAUACUAUAUUUUUGUAACCCUAUGACAGUAAAGCUUUAUUUAAUCAUACCAUGUGGUACAGUUCGCCAUCAGAUAUGUCGGAGCGGCCGAGGUGCUCACAAAUAUUUACAGUGGUGUGUAAAUGUUUACAGUGGUGUGUAAAUAUUUACAGUGGUGUGUAAAUAUUUACAGUGGUGUGUAAAUAUUUGUACAGGCGUGUACAGAUAUUUUUGAGCACCUCGGCCGCUCCGACAUAUCUGAUGGCGAUUAUAUCUAUUCCCAAAAACACUAUUAAUAUUUUUAUUAAUUUCAUUCCAAUCAGCCCAUUAUACAUUUUUAUACUAUAAAAUUUAAUAUAGUAUAAAAAUAAUCAUAUAUAUAAGGAGCUACCUACAUAGUAAAUUAUGUUUAAGAAUAGUUUUUUCUGGUAUUUGGCUGUUUAUGUUAUAUUAUAACUUAACGCUAAGGUUAAGGGUUAUUUAUGUAAAUCAUAGAAAAUAUAUUUGAAUAGAUUUUUGUUCGCACGAGUAAAUAUGUGUAUGUAUUGAUUAAAUAUGUUAUUAAAGUGAUGUUCCACCAA